AUGGUAUAUCCCCUUAACCUUCCGGAUAUUCCAUAUUCUGUUUUCUGUUCCUCUAAAGACGCUUUGUUUCGUUAUUCUGUUCGAACCCUAUCAAAGAUGAAGGCGCGAAGUGCGAUCAGGGGUCACUCAGAUCCUGCAAAGUUAGAAUUAAGAGUUCAUGAUGCUCAACAGUUAUCUACCAAUGAGCUAAAGAAAUGUCAAAUGGAAAUCAAGAUUACUGAUCUAGGAAUGGCUAAGAGUUUGGUGAGUGAUGGUAUUCCAAGCUGUUCUAGCUCACCUGCUAGAAUGCAGGGGACAUUGGGCUAUUUUGCCCCUGAAUAUGCGAUUGUUGGAAGGGCAUCACUGAUGUCAGAUGUUUUUAGUUUUGGUGUUGUGCUUCUUGAACUUAUUAGUGGUGUUGUGAUUUGGGUGACACCACUUUUACAAUAUAGCAGGAUAGUGAGUAAGCAACUGUCGGACCCACGUCUGAAAGGGAAGUUUGAAGAAGAAGAGAUGCAAGUGAUGGCUUAUUUAGCAAAAGAGUGUUUGUUGUUGGAUCCUGAUGCUCGCCCAACAAUGAGUGAAGUUGUUCAAUUACUUCUAACUAUAGCACCAGAAAAAUCUAAAAGGCGGAAUUUCUCCGUUGACUUUGAAUUUGUCUCUGUUAAGUCGUUUUUUCUGCGUUCUGAAAAAAAUCUUAAUUUCUUAAAUAGGAUUAUACCAUUAGAAUGGAAUGCGAGCUUCAACAAUUGUCAUCCAGUAGAAUCUUCAUUGCUUGUGCAUACCCCUCAUGAAAACAAAGAACCAGUUGCAGUUACAGGUCCCGAUUCACAUGGUGGGGAUGAUGAAGUCACUGUUGAUUUAACUGAACCACACUUUGAAUCCUUUUGUGUGUCUAAUAUUUCAUCUGCUUCAUAA
Molecule: messenger RNA, 897 nt
Organism: Lactuca saligna
Lineage: Eukaryota; Viridiplantae; Streptophyta; Magnoliopsida; Asterales; Asteraceae
Source: the annotation of a GenBank genome assembly